Messenger RNA from Dreissena polymorpha, 7020 nucleotides. Its product is annotated as protein yippee-like 1. The record is from RefSeq and is a predicted model, not a curated record. Lineage: Eukaryota; Metazoa; Mollusca; Bivalvia; Myida; Dreissenidae. The transcript has 6 exons. The coding region runs from base 1111 to 1458 and encodes 115 amino acids.
AAAAGGGAAGAUAACUAGUUGGAACAGCAUUGUAAAGGAAAAGCACGUAGCGGCGCCUUGUUAUGAUCACGUGGUUUUGUUUACACGGAACUGAGAAAAAUCACGUGACUGCCGUCGAAUAAUAACUUAAAUAAGCGUAUCCAGACUGUAGAUUGUAUGUUCGCCAUAUUAGCGAUUUGCGUAUAGUCACCACGUUAUCGGAGAACCGACGUUGAAGAGCUCGAUUUCUGGUUGAAAUUUCCUCUGCAGGGAACGUGAAUUUAACAAAGCAAAUUGAAGGGCUAACAAAGGUGUACGGAAUCUUCAAAUUAUUUGGAGCCAAAUUGGAGGGCUGGCUUUAGCAGUGGUCUGUCCUUUGCAGCUCAUUGUUGGGUUUGACUGAGUAUCUGCAGACUAUGAAGUAAAUCAAUACAAAAUCACCUACCUGACCUUUACAGUACAUAUAUUGGCACGCUGACAAGUUCAAUCUUUUAUGUGUGUUUGACAUCAAUAGGUUUGUAGGCGCAACAAACUGUGAUCCAUAUAGACUGGUGGAGUAAAUAAUGCAAUAUGGUUCUAAUAAUUGUGUGAAUAUUGACAGAAAAUAAACUGCAUCUUUGUUCUGCUACAAGAUAUUCCUGAAGCUCUGCAGAGAAAGUUUAUUGAAGACCUGCUAUGCUAUUGAUUAAGCUGAACUUUAUCUGAUGGGAAAUAUUUCCUGCUUGAAUAACAAAAAGCAAGGAACAAGAGAAGUGAAAGGUCUGGAGACAUUUAUGUUGAAUAAUAUGAAGUUGUUUUCCACAUCUUUGGAGAUUUUGCUAGUGGAGAGAUUUGUUUUAAGUUCAAAAAGGUAGAUAAGAUAGUCCAUGACUCAUUCUUAUGUCAGCACUGAUAUGUCAGAAUACAUGUACUCUUUGCACACUGUAAACAUUGGGCAUUGGAUAGUUAUCAAGCAGGAAGAAAGGAGGAAAUAAAUUCAUUUGAUAUGUUUCAAUGACACAAGUUCCUGAAUAACAGGAUUUCAUGUAUAGCUUGAGACUUAACCAUUAAAGAUAAAGGGAUCAGCAGGUGGACUUAAUGAUCAGAUAUUGAUCCAUUUAAUUGAUUGUGUUCAUUUCAACAAGUUGGAAAAUGGUGAAGACGUUCCAGGCAUACCUGCCAAAUAAAUGUCACCGGCUGUACAGCUGCGUGCAUUGUCGUGCGCACCUCGCAAACCAUGACGAACUCAUUUCAAAGUCAUUCCAAGGCAGUCAGGGCAGAGCAUACCUGUUCAAUUCAGUCGUGAACAUUGGGUGUGGACCGGCUGAGGAGCGGGUGCUGCUGACAGGUCUGCAUGCUGUCGCUGACAUCUUUUGUGAGUGCUGUAAGACUACCCUCGGCUGGAAAUACGAGCAUGCCUUCGAGUCCAGUCAGAAGUACAAGGAGGGGAAGUUCAUCAUAGAGCUGGCUCACAUGAUCAAGGAUAACGGGUGGGACUAGCAGCAAACAUAGCACAGACUUCUGCUGGUGAACACAAGGGGAAUUAUCAACAGACAUUUAGGUUGAAGGGAUGCCCCAACCUAGGAGAUUCACAUAACAAAUUAGGGGAAAAUACAGCGGGCAGGAGGGACAGUAAUAAUUUCAACAUCUGGCUAAUAGACAUUGCUGUGUAAAGAUGCAGUUUGUCUAAUCUCUGACGUUUGUUUGGAGCAUGUUGAAAAUAGAUACAAGACACCCUGUUGAAUUCAAUGUAAUUAUUUAGUCAUAUAAUAGAAAAUGACAAAGUAUUCAAACUUGAAUGGAAGAAUAGUAGAUGACCUCAUUUUAUCCGCCCCUGAUGUUGUUCACCGUUGGAUGGUUUGAUGGAUCUCAAUAUUUUACAUUCCCACUUGCAUAUAAUUGUGUGGUCUUUCAUUACUUUCACCCAUUCAUCUGAAUCAUUUACAAUAAAACUGCGUGACAUUCUUCAUCUUGCAUAAAAAUGACUGAGACUUUGCCUUGGUAUUAUGACAUAAGGACAUUUCCAGUAAAGACAGUAUACAUUGGAAGGAACUCUUAAGCCCUUUGGGGAAUUAGACCUUUGCCACAUAUAUACCAAUAAAAUUCUAUAAGGUGCUUAUGUGACAUGGAAAGUUGAUGUGUAACAUGUUUGAAGUAAAAGGCCAUUAACCCUUUCAGUGCGUGAACCAAAUUUUAAAGGCCUUUGCAAACAGUUUGGAUCCAGAUAAGACGCCACAGAACGUGGUGUCUCAUCUGGAUCCAAACUGUUUGCUAUUCUGAUAGUAUUCUUUGAAAAAAAAUGAAGGAAAUGCUAAUUUUUGAAAUUCAGCAGACUACAUUUUAGCAGAAGACAAAUUUCCCAGCAUGCAAAGGGUUAAUUUGAUGCCUUCAGCAUGGAGACUGAAAAUAUACAGACCUAUGGUUUGAUAAUGGUGCUGUAAGUGGAUACUGCAGAAUGCAGCUGCAGUCACAUAGGUUGAUUAAUGUUACCACAAAGAACCUAUAUUGAACAACUUGACUAUAAAUCACUGCUUAAGGGAGGCUGCUGUAAUGAGUUGGGUGGAAGGUUUCAUUUUUUAAUGAGACAGAGUGCAUAUGUGGCAAUUCUGCAGAACUACAUCAGUCUUGAUUGAUAAUGGAGAAACCAUGGAAACAGCCUGGACUGGGCUCACAGGAAGAGAGGCAGAGGAACUGGUGUUGUGUACAGCUAGUAGCUGAUAUCUGAACACUUCUUAAUGACCUUCAUGUCAGGUUUUUACAUUCAUAUUAAAAAUGUUCCAUUUUAUGUUUUUCUUGUAAUUUAUUGGUACUAGAAUUGUGUUUGUGAUUUAAUCCUUGUAUACAGAUUUUGAGUGCAUUUGAUAAGUGAAUAGUCUUGUUUUAGGCUUGUAAUUGUAAACAGUAUUGUUUUUGUCUUGCAAUUUUAGUGUAUGUGACACAAGUUUAAGGGAUAAUUUGUCUUAGUGCUUAUAAUUUAAUGUAAUGUGUAUGCAGGGCUAUUGUUAAAUUAUUUAUAACAACAGUUGAGUAGGCCAAUAUCAUUUGAGAAGUAAAUUUAAUUGAUGAUAUCUCAUGUCUUGUGUUAAAAAAAAACAUUUAUCAUUUUCAAUUUUGGAAAGGACCAAAAAAAUAAGCAUGUUUAACAAUAUAAUAUUGUAGCCUGUGAUACCUCAGGAAAUUGUAUUCAUGUGAUAGUUUUUCUUUUCUUUAAUUUUUUUUCUUUAUGAGUGUUAUAUUUCCCCAAAUUGGAUGGAAAGUUUGGUUUUCUGUUUCAGAAAAAAAAAUACUGGUAACAACAUGAUAGCAUCGCAUUUUUAAAAUUCAUCAUUUUUAAAAAUGAUUUUGGAAAGAACUUUUCAGUUAACAUGUUAACAUUGAAAAACACAGAAAAACAACACAUUUUCGGUGCAACAUAUCAGAAAUCUUUUAUUUUUCUAUAACCAAGAAAGUAGAUUACAAAUAUUGUUUUAAUUCAGACAAAUUGAUAACCGGUUAACAAAGAUCUCGUAUGAAGGCUGAAUUGUUUGUGUUGUUUGUAAAUGCAUCAUUAUUGAUUGAUAAUAUGCUACUUGAUUGUAUUGAUUUCCCUGGUCACUUUGUAUGAAUAUCAAUCUGUACCUGAUUGUAUCCAUGUAUAAUCAAAUAUUCAUGUCUGGGUUCUGUAACUUGUAAUUCUGUAAUGUAUAACCCAUAUGAGUGUAGCCUCUCCCCACAUGAGCAUGCUGAGACUUAUGUUCUUUUAAGGAUAACAUUAAUCUUGUUUUCAUUCUAACAGGAUACAUGUAAUCUCACAGUAUUUAAUGAAUUGAUGAAUAUAAUGCACUUAACAAUGCACUAAACAAUGCAAGGUAAUUUAUAAUGUUACAAGAACAAGCGAUUUACACAAUAAUGAUAUAAAGUAUCACGUAAUGUAUUAAUGUGCAUGUUCAAAUUACAUGGUUUUUAACAGAUUGAAGAGACUGUACUUCAAAUAGAUUUCCUUGAGCGUGUGACAAUGCACUAUGCUUAAAUGUUGCAAUAUGUCAUUGAGAAAACAUGUUGAGUUACAGCACUUAAUUCCAUUUUUAACUAUCUUGAAACGGUGCUCUUCACAUGCUUAUUAUAUAUAAAUUGUGAUGAUUACCGGUAAUGUAACCGUGCAUCUUUUCCUUGAAAUUACAGGAACAAGUUACAGCACCACAAGUAUUAACAUGAUUUAGUGUAUUGAUUACACGUUAGCUUCUGUUGAUGUGGGUGUUUGCUAACAAGUUACAGCACCACAAGUAUUAACAUGAUUUAGUGUAUUGAUUACACGUUAGCUUCUGUUGAUGUGGGUGUUUGCGCUAUGAACAUUUGCAAUCAUAGCAUGUUGUUUACUAUCAAUAAGAUUGAUAAUAACUUAACCCAUUCAUGCCCAAUGGACUCUCCCAUCCUUCAAAGUUGGAUCCACGUAUUUCCAAAAUUAGGGAUGUCUAGUAUAUUUAUUUCUAUGUUUAGAAUAAUUCUUACAGAAAUUCAUUUAAGCAAACAGCCUAGACCCAGAUGAGACGCCGCAUCAUGCGGCGUCUCAUCUGGGUUUACGCUGUUUGCAAUGUCCUUUUUUCAGGACGCUACGCAUGAAUGGGUUAAUAAUGCAUCUUUUGUCAAUAUUAUGAGCUACAUCAUGUGAACAUGAGUCUUAUGCCAAAUACAGCCAGCAUAGUUCAACACCAGCUAGGGCAUUCCUGCAGUCUGGUCAGGACCUACCCUGUCUGCUAAUGAGACCAUAUAACCUUGUGUGACUAUAGCAGACCAGACUGUGUUAAUGCGCAGGCUGAUCUAGAGCCACGCUCUCCACGUAUGGUUUAAGACCCGUUUUUGUAUGACACUGGCCAUAUUUUAACUAUGUUCCCAGCAACCAUGUGCUAUUUUUGCUAGGGUCUGAUUGUGAUGUUGUGAUGACUUAUGACUAUGAGGGGUAUGUUUGUUAUUACUGGCAUUGAAUGUUCAUUUUUUCAAUCCCCACAAUUAUUAUUUAUUAUGGAACAUAUGCAGAUCAUAUGCCAUGAAAGAUUUUUAGACAUUAAAAGCAGUAAUAUUGGGGUGUACAAUUAUAUAUUUUUACUUUUCUAUCGGAAUAUGAAUUGUAAUUGAAUUAUAUUUUUUUUAAUUCCUUGGUAAUGUCAGAAUGACAUCAUCUCAAUAUCGAUAUUUUUCUAAAUCCUUAUUAAAGUUAUAUAAAACAUUUCUACAACUCAAUAUUAUGAAAAGUAUUUUCUACAAAAUUAUGAGAAUAUUUCCCGAAGUUUUGAAUCUCAGAGCUUGAGGCUUGACUGUGAUAAUUGGGUUGCAAUACUUGUACAUUCUAAUGAAACUUUAGUGGUUACACAGCACCAUACCAGUGUGUGGAUCAGAAAAUUCUCAAUGCUUGUAAACAACAAGGUUACAACUAACUCUUAUUAAGAUUUGGACAUGUAUUGCUCUUGUUUCUGAUAAUAUUGUUGUACCCAAAAGCCAAAAUAAAAAAGUUGUUAGUGUGUAACCUCCUGGUAUUCAUUAUUAUGUACUACUCCGGCUCUGUGAUUCCUGACUAACGAAAGUUCUCAUUAGUGCUGAUGUUUUCGAUGUUGUGAUAUUGUUAUAUAUGAAAUAUGUGUUCUCUAGUCAAUUAUUGUAAUGGAAAAUUAUUUAUUGUUAAAGUAGAUGAUGUUUUGGUAACUUCCUUGUGUUUUUUGGAAGAAAAUACUAUAAAAUACUGUUCUCAGAACCAAAACUAUAAGUGCUCACAUAAAUUUUAUCUUCGCUUUAAAAAUUUUGUUAAACACACACACUUUGUUUGCAUUCUUAUUUGUAUCAAAAGGAAGAAUACAUACAAAAUAUUGAGUCAGCAAAUAGUGGAUACAAAGAUGAAAUAAUGGCACGAUUGAACAGGGGCAAAAACGUAGAAUGGGUGUGUUAUAUGCUUUAAAUGUUAAUUUUCGUGCAAAUCUUCGUUUAUUCUUAUGCCAAUUUUCGACAAGACUGGUGUGUGAUGAUCAAUCGAUGCCUACAUGACAUGUAUACAUGAAUGUAUUUUGUAUGUUUUUUACACCAGGGAUGAUGUUGACCAGUGUUGUGCUGUUUUCUAGAUUUCUAGAGUUUGAUGAAGUCGUGGGCAGUGGGGUUACUUAGUUGUUGUCAACAUGUAGUACGCAUUAUUGUUACUGUACAGUAGUCGUGUAACAUGCAUUGACUAUAUAUAAUAAGUGGUCGUGUAAAUGUUUGUUAAAUGUUUGCAUUCCAUUACAACAUUUGGAUAUAUUUUUUCUACAUAUACAGCACCGUGCAUAUUCAUUUUAUUAAAAACAACAUUUCAAGUCUGCCAGUUUAAAUUUGAAAUAAUACAAAGACAUGUAUACAUUUUCCAACAAAUGCCUAAUAAUAGUUUGAAGCUCUAAUGUGCAACAUAUGUUGGAGCGCAGGCUAAUCUACGAUGACACUUACACUCGAUUUUUGAUCGGAAGUGACUUCCUGAAAAAGAACAAUUUCAUACAAGCGGAAAGUGUCUUCCCUGAUUAGCUUGUGUGCACUGCACAGGCUACCAGCUCAUCAACAUGCUUAUAGUACAGCCAUUAGGUUCAAUGUAAGUACAAUGUUAAUACUGAGGUUUUUAGGUUAGCAGAGCAAUUAAAUCUAUGACAUGCCAUUCUGUAACUUUAUGUCACUGUUUUACAGUAAGGUUAUUGAUAUUUCAACUUUACCGGUAAUUCAUUGUUAUUCACUCACUUAUUAGCUCAAUAUCUAUCUAAAACUUGAAAGCAAUAUUUUUGUCCUAAUUAGUCUUUGUAAUUUUGUGCAUUAGGAUGUCAAGCCCAUCUCAUUUCUGUAGAACACAAAGCCUUUUUUCACCAUUGACUUUCAUUACCUAAGCUCAUGUUUUCUUCAUAUAAAAUCAUUUUAAAUCAGGUUUGUUGUGCUUUCAGUAUGUAAUUUGUCAGUUUAGAUAUAGUGCAUAAUUUGUUACUUGUAGUUAUUUUUCUGCAUUCUUUACAUAUUUUGAGUUAUUUUUUGUCUUCAUUCAGUAUGAACUUUGUCAAGCUUUGGCUAAUAAACUUAUUAAACGUG